Neltuma alba is the source of this 528-nucleotide messenger RNA. RefSeq names its product toll/interleukin-1 receptor-like protein. Gene Ontology annotation, biological process: signal transduction. The coding region runs from base 1 to 528 and encodes 175 amino acids. The record is from RefSeq and is a predicted model, not a curated record. The transcript has a single exon. NCBI's taxonomy places the organism in Eukaryota, Viridiplantae, Streptophyta, Magnoliopsida, Fabales, Fabaceae.
AUGGCGCGUGAUGCUGAUGCUGUUAGGCAUUCUUCAAGCUCUUCUGGUUCAACUAAGAGAAGAAUGUAUCAUGUGUUUUUGAGCUUUCGAAGGGAAGACACUAGGACCAGUUUUACUGAUCAUUUGUAUGCUGCUUUAAAACGCAAAGGAUUAAAAGCUUUUAGGGAUAAGGAAGAACUUGAAAGAGGAGAAUCUAUCAAACCAAGUUUACAACAAGCAAUUGAGGAAUCUCAUUGUGCAAUUGUUGUGCUUAGUCCAAGUUAUGCUUCUUCAACUUGGUGUUUGGAUGAGCUUCAAAAGAUCCUUCAGUUAAGGGAAGAGUCCAGUCUUCAAGUAUUUCCAAUAUUUUAUGGUGUAGAUCCGUCUGAUGUUAGGAAACAAGAGGGGAGUUUUGCGGAAGCAUUGAAGAAGCAUGAAGAAAGAUUUCUAAAAGACAAAAUGAAGGUGCAAAAGUGGAGGGAUGCUUUAGAAAAAGUUGCCACUAUAUCUUUUGGGACUCAAAAAACUGAUAACUUCCACUUCUCUUAG